AUGGACUCUUUCUUCUCAUCUCUCCCCCGGCCGACGUCCCUUUACGUCUCCAACGACCCCCGCUCCAUCUCCCUCCUCGACACCUCUUCCUACUCACCCUUCCCCACCUUCCCCGGCUCCCAAAAGACUGCCGACCCGUACAACCUCAACAACUUUCUGUUACACCCCGCCGACAAGCUCUGGGACUAUGUCGACCCCAUACCAGACCCUCAAGCGCACGCUGGGUCCGGGUCGGGGUCGGAUUCAGAAGGUGAAGAGCCAGAGGCAGGGACAGGGCCGAAGAGGGCGGUGAGGAAGCAAAAAUCGUUGGGCGUGUUGAAGCCGAGUCCGCUCUCGCAACCGCCGAUAGCGGCGUUGGAAGUGGACGAGCCGGUAUACGAAAAAGCUGCGCUCGUGCGCAAGAGGAGCAAGUCGUUAGGCGGGAAUGACUUGAUUGCGAGCAAGGCCAAAGAUGAGUUUGUCGAGUCUUUAAGAGAAGCGCCGCAGGUCAAGGAAGAAAAGCCAAAGAAGAAGGGGAUCAAGCGGGCUUUUACGCUAGGGAAGAAGGGACGUACGUCGGAGCCUGUUGUGAUUCCACCGGUGCCGCCUGUGCCAUCGUUAUCCUUCCCCGACGCCCUUCCUCCGCCUAUAUCCCUUACCACCCGAUCCCCAUCCUCCAACUCUACACUCUCUUCCGCUUCCUCAACAUCUUCCUCGGAAGGGAUAAAGACCCCCGCCGAAGGGCAGGCUAUGGGAGCGAUGAUUGAAGGCGAGCAGCUGGCGAAUGCUCUGGAGAAGGGCAAGAAGAAGGGACGGAUGUGGGGCUGGUUCGGAGGCAAGAAGAAGGGCGAGCUGUCGUCUUCUUCUAGCUCGGCGAGGACAACGCCCAACAGCAGCACCACCGACCUCCUCUCCAUGCCUUCUUCUUCACCUCAGAACUCGCAAUCUUCUUCUCCUAUCCAACUCCCCUCGGAGCAGUUUGCCAUUGAGCAUACGUAUCUCACGAAUCAGCUACGGUCUUCGUCCAUGCGCAAGAUCACGCAGCUCAAAGCCCCGUCACCGCAUCCUUUCGCGUUGGCCUUGGUGCGGGGAAACCGCAAGUUGCCUGACGAAGUCGCAAUGUCGAUACAGAACGGAAAGAGGGUCUUCCCGAAGAGUGUCAAUGCCUGGACCGGGUCGGGGGGGCUGAGCCCUGCUCAAGGCGGGCUCCGUCUAGGUCUGGCGGUGAGGGAUGUGAUGAUCAAGCUCGACCGGGGCGAACAGCCGCAGGGCACCAUCAUGGCCCGUCGUCCGUCGAAAAAGUCUCUUGUCCCGCGCCCUCGAGGUGUCUUGGACUUUAUCAACCGCCCGCCUUUUGAGCAGCGUAAUCUCGUUUUCCUCCCCUCUGCUAUCUGUACGCACGUCUCCAUGGCCCGUCCGGGGUAUGGCGUGUGGGAACUCGACUUUUCCCGAUACAUCCUCGGUCUUUCCGAGGUCGACGAGGGCUCGUCCAUCUCGGGUUCACCGAGGGUCUCGCAAGUGCCCGGUAUCGGGGCUGGGGAGAGGGAAGCGAAGGAAGUGAAGGCGACGGAAGAAGAGGUGAACAGGAGGGAAGAGAUGGAAGGUGUCGAGGCGGCGCUCAAGGCGUUGACUGCGAAUGAGGGAAAGAACAGUCCGCCUUUGACUUCCAACCCUCUUCUCGUCGGUUCUGAGGCUCCACUACCUGUACCGGCUGCGGCCUCGACGAGACCGUUCUCUUCCAUCCGCCCCAAUGCUGCUCGCUCCAACACGCAAAGCAGUGAGGAGCACGAGGAUGAUCUGCCUUUGAGCCGCCGUCGCUCGCAGCAUUUCUUGAAAGCACAAUCCGCCGUCUCUUCUGGCAAUGUUCGCGGUCGUACCCAAUCUCAACCUCACCAUUACGCUUCUGCGUCUCGUUUCUCCCAGGUCCCCACUGCUUCUCGUAGCCCCGAUGAAGCUUUACGCGAAGUCCAAGCUGCAAGGGAAAGGCGCGAGGGAAACACGAAAGGCGAGAAUGAGCGUCGGGCAGAGAUGGACCGGGUGAGGGAAGAUAGGAAGGUGAAGGACCGCCAGAGCAAGGUGCUGUCGAGGGGCUUUAGCAUGACCGACGUCAAGUCUGUUGACGGCGGGGAGAAGAGACGAAGCCAGAUGACGGGGUUGGGUAUCGGGACGGCACUGCAGCACAAGAGGUCGUCGAGUAGCAGCAACAUGCUCGAUUUGCACAGGACGAGCCCACCUCGCCCCAACCAUGAGAAGAGGACAAGCACCUUGUCGUUCUACUCUCAAGCUUCUUCUUCUUCCCAUCAACCCCCUGCUUUCCCCAACUACCACGCCAAACGCCCUCCAAACCACCGCGCCAAAACCGCGGGCGACUCGCCUUCUUCUACCUCUACGCAAAAAUACCACUCGUUCUACGAACAGCGCGCUGCAUCGUCCAGCCUUCCUACUGUCAAUCGUCUACCGCCCGCCUCAUCGCAGGUACCGAUGAUGCCGGUGCCGAUGCACGGUCAGCAGUUUGUCUACCACCAGGCGUACCCGCAGAUGGGCGGCCAGGUCUCGAUGGUGUACGGGCCUGGGCAGGGUAUGGGGAUGAGCCUAGGCCAGGCGUUGGGGGUGCCGGUGGGCAAUAAGAGAAUGUCGAGAAUGUCAUAG
Messenger RNA from Cryptococcus wingfieldii CBS 7118, 2628 nucleotides. RefSeq lists its product as hypothetical. The record is from RefSeq and is a predicted model, not a curated record. Lineage: Eukaryota; Fungi; Basidiomycota; Tremellomycetes; Tremellales; Cryptococcaceae. Bases 1 to 2628 code for a protein of 875 amino acids. The transcript has a single exon.